AUGGAUCAUCAUCAAGGCCUUCACGGCCAUCAUCAUCAUCAUCAUCUUCUGCAUCAUCAGUACUCUGCAGUUGGGCCGAACAUCGACCAGGUGAUUGGGCCGGCCGAUAACAGGCUGCCCCAAUGGAGCUUACAAGAAACCCAGGAUUUCUUGGUUAUCCGGGCCGAGCUGGACCAGGCUUUCAUGGAAACCAAACGGAAUAAGCUUCUUUGGGAGGUGAUAUCGGCCCGGAUGAAGGAGAAGGGACAUAAUAGAAGCGCUGAGCAGUGCAAGUGCAAAUGGAAAAAUCUCGUCACGCGAUACAAGGGAUGUGAAACAAUGGAGGUAGAAGGAUUGAGGCAACAAUUCCCAUUCUACAACGAGCUCCAAACCAUCUUCGCCGCUCGUAUGCAGCGCAUGCUCUGGCACGAGGCCGAAACUGGUGGUGGCGCUGGCGGCAGUAGCUCCCGACAGAGGUUAACUGUUGCCAGUGCCGCUUCCCAAUUCUCCUCCGACGAGGAGGAGCCGCCGUACAACGAGGAUGUCCCUAGCGAGGGUGAUAAGGCAGGUGGGUCGGGUGGCCCGGUUAGAAAUAAGAAGCGCAAGGCGAAAGCCUCGACUUCUAGUGCAGGUAAUAACGGAAAUACCCCUGUUCAGAACAACAACAACAACAGUUCUGCUGCUGUUCUGAACGGGAUACGAGAGAUGAUGGAGGAGUACAUGAGGCAACAAAUGCUGAUGGAGGCUCGGUGGAUCGAGGCGUACGAGAGGCACGAGGUGGAAAGGCGGGCCAAGGAGGCGGAGUGGCGGGAGACGAUGCAGGCGCUCGAAAACGAGCGGCUGGUGAUGGAGAGUCGGUGGAGGGAAAGGGAGGCGGAAAGGAGGGAGAGGGAGGAGCAAAGGUCGCAGAAGAGGGACGCGCUUAUCAAUGCGCUUUUGAACAAGCUUAGGAGGGAAGAAGGCAACAACAUGUGA
Striga hermonthica is the source of this 954-nucleotide messenger RNA. The record is from the annotation of a GenBank genome assembly. NCBI's taxonomy places the organism in Eukaryota, Viridiplantae, Streptophyta, Magnoliopsida, Lamiales, Orobanchaceae.